Molecule: messenger RNA, 1080 nt
Organism: Poeciliopsis prolifica (blackstripe livebearer)
Lineage: Eukaryota; Metazoa; Chordata; Actinopteri; Cyprinodontiformes; Poeciliidae
Product: CCN family member 1-like
Exons: 5
Coding region: 33-1034 (333 amino acids)
Biological process (GO): signal transduction
Cellular component (GO): extracellular region
Molecular function (GO): protein binding
Source: RefSeq, a predicted model, not a curated record
CCAAUUCUGAUCAGGAGAGUUGGUUUGGGAAGAUGUGGAAGAUCUUUGUAGCUGUAACCCUCUGCUUUACUCUGGUGUCGGCCUCAUGCCCAGAAGCCUGCCAGUGUCCUCCGGACGUCCCUGUUUGUGCAGCAGGGGUGAGUCUAAUGCUGGAUAGCUGCGGCUGCUGUAAGGUCUGUGCACGGCAGCUCUAUGACAACUGCAGCAAAACUCAACCGUGCGACACUGCAAAGGGACUGGAGUGCAAUUUUGGGGGAAAAUCUGAUUUUGCAUCUGGCAUCUGUCAAGCGAAAUCACAUGGAAGAAGCUGCGAGUUCAACGGCAGGAUGUUCCAGAAUGGGGAAACCUUUCAGCCAAAUUGCAAAUAUCAGUGCACCUGCAUGGAUGGAUCUAUUGGGUGCGUCUCGCUUUGCACUCGUGAUCUUUUGAUGUACAGAGUGGACUGUAAAAAACUGAAGAGGGUUAAUGUGAAAGGACAGUGCUGUGAACGACUCAUCUGCCUUGAUGAUGCAAACACAGGAAGGUCUGGGACAAGGAAACACAGACGAAAGUACAAACAAGACCCAUCUGAUGGUGACUUUUCUAACAAGAAUGAUCCUCCACAUGUUAGGAGAGGAGAAUUAACAGCUUUUAGGAAUCAUCCAAAGAGGCUUGAAACAGGAGUCCAGUGUCGGCCUCAGACCACAGCCUGGUCACCCUGCUCCAAAUCCUGUGGUCAUGGAGUUUCCUCCAGGAUGACCAACAACAAUAUCAAAUGCAAACUGGUGACUGAAACUCAGACCUGUGAGAUAAAACCCUGCAAAGAAAUUCCCCAAAAGAAAGCUGGGAAAUGUAAAGUGAAGGCUGUCCAUCCAAUUCAGAUGUCCUAUGGUGGUUGUCAUAGUCUGAAGAAACUCCAGCCGAAACACUGCAGGUCCUGCUCAGAAGGCCGACUCUGUCUGCCUCACAGGACCGACAGAAAUGGACCAGGAGUCCAUUUCAAAUGCAAGUCUGGACAGACUUUUAGGAGGAAGGUAGCGAUGACUGGAUCUUGACUGUGUGUUUUGGACUUCUCCAAAAGCAGUAAAAAGCUGCUCACCC